AGAACUUGAAUUGAAUAAAAAAAUGAAUAGAAAACAAAUUCAAACCGUUGACAAACAAAAAAUUAAACCAAAACUUCUGCAAUUUCUUUUCCUACAAUGUUGGUGGUUCUCCAUGUUCGUUUCUUCAUUCAACUGAAUCAUUUGGCUGAAGCUGAGCGCAUUGUUCGUUUGGACACAAAAAACAUCACUCAUUCGAAUGGAUCAGUUGAAUGAUUUUCGAAAAUUAGGUUGGAUGGAGAUGGUUCAGUUGAAUGAACCGAAACGAAGCAGUUAGUUGGAGAUGAUUCAGUCGAAAUAUCCAAAUGUCGAUUUUGCCCUUGAAAAAACUCAAAUAUUACAAACCUAAUUUCAUUUUUUUUAUCCGUCGUAGCUUUCUCUCUGCGACAAACUCAAAUCUCAGUUUCUCUCUAGCCACCAUGAAAGGAGCUUGAAGCUCUCACCUCACCAUCGCUCUCUCUCUCUCUCUCUCUCUCUCUCUCUCUCUCUCCGUCUCUCUCUCUCUCUCUCUCCGUCUCUCUCUCUCUCGUCCUCUCUCUCUAGCCACCAUGAAAGGAGCUUGAAGCUCUCACCUCACCGUCGCUCUCUCUCUCUCUCUCUCGCCGUCUCUCUAUCUCUUGUCCUCUCUCUCUCGCCGUCUCUUUUUCGCCGUCUCUCUCGCCGUCUCUUUCUCGCCGUCUAUCUCGUCGUCUCGUCAUCUCUCUCACCGGUUUGAUCUUCUUCUUCGUAGAUCUACGCUUAUAUGUUUGAAUUCGUUUAUGGGUUUGCUUCUGUUUAUGUUAUGUAUUGAUUUUCCUUUUGAAAUUGUCAUGGGUUUAUGCUUGAGAAUGUGUUGAAAUACUGAUGGGUUUGCUUGGUUUGAUUACAUAAGUAUGCUUCAAGUUUCUUGUUAGCUUAGCUUAUCUCACUAGUAGCUUGUGAAAUCUCAUAGCUUGUGAAUUAUUUUAUGGUAUAUGUUCUGCUUGUAUUCAUAAAGCAACAUUGUGUUUUAUGCUCUAAUGAACUUGGUGGGUUUGCUGGAUAUUCAUGGGUUUGCUGUGAGGAGUGUUCGUUAGGAUUUAUAAACAUAUAUUUAGCUCUUGUUUCAUAGGAUUUAUAAACAUAUCUUUAGCUCUCGUUUGGUCAUGUGUUUUUGAUAAACAUAUCUUUACGUAUGUGUCUUAGAAUGUUGUGUGCCUUAUGGGUCUCUUGAGUUUAAUGGUCGAUCUUCAGUUCAAUUCUUAGUUCAUAUUAUGUGUGGUUUUCAAUCACAGCAUCUCUUGUGUGUUUAUGUGCUCAAGAAACAUUGACAUUGAUGAGGAAACUCUUUAUCUGGCAGGUUGUUUCUUGCAGUUUACUUGGAUUGCAAUGACAUCUGUCCCUAGUACUGAUGUGAGUAUAUUUUAAAUAUUUGUAUGCUUGUUGAAUGCUUCUCUUAGUUUAGUUUAGUCUCUGGUAUUGAAUAUUUGAAUGGUUCUCUUAGUUUAGUUUAGUCUCUGGCAUUGAAUAUUUGAAUGGUUCUCUUAGUUUAGUUUAGUCUCUGGUAUUGAAUAUUUGAAUGUUAGUCCCUGGCAUGGACUGAUGAGCAAACCCGGUUCUACCUCAAACUGAGAGUUGAGGAGAAGCUGAAAGGAAAUGAAAGAAAAGGAAAUCUUAAUGAAGUUGGGAGACAGUCCAUUAUCGACAAGUUUUAUGAAGCUUAUGGGGAAAGACACGUUUGGAGAAAAUUUGGGAUCAAGCACACUACUUGCAAAACUCAGUAUGCAAGGUUCAAACGGUUGAUCAACAAGAGGACCGGACUUGGCUAUGAUGCAAAUGGGUACGUAGACAUGUUUGAUGACUGGUGGGAUCAACUUUUUAAGGAAUUCCCAUCAGCUAGAAAGCUUAAAGAGAAUCCACUAGCAAAUGUUGACUUGUUGGAGAAUGUGUUUGGAGCGGUUCAUGUAAGUGGAGGUGAAGGAUGGACUGCUCAGCAAGGCGAAGACUCUUUGGAUAAGCAAGGCGACAAUAAUGAUGGUGAUGCUGAAGACACUGAUGUGGAUCAAGUUCCUCCUACUCAAGAUAUCAGUGCUCCAGCUGAAUCAAGAACUGUUGGCCCUUCAUCCAGUAGAACAAAAGCUAACAGGAAGAGAUCAAGGGCUGCUCAAGUAGGACAGGCUGUAGUAGAUUGUCUUUCUGACAAGAACAAGAUGAUAGGGAACCACCCUGAGUUCAGUUGCAACCAGCUUACAGCUAUGGAAGCUUUACACUCACUGUCUGCUAUCAGGCACUGGUCUCCUUUGUACAAGGCAGCCAUCGAUCAUCUCAAGCAUGACCCUACCAAUCGUCAGACCUUCUUGUUCUAUAAAGAUGAUGAGGACAAGGUUCUCUACUUGGAGUAUGCUACUGGUGAAAGUAGAGAUGCUUGAAGACUAUGUUAUGCUUGUGUUUCUGUUUGUGUUUUGUAUGAACUCUAGUGUUCUUUUGGUUUGUGUUUGUUAUCUUCAAAACUCUACUGUUCUUUUGGUUUGUGUUUGUUAUGAGAAUCAGCUUUUGGUUUGUGUUUGUUAUGUUCAAAACUCUACUGUUCUUUUGGUUUGUGUUUGUUAUGUUCAAAACUCUACUGUUCUGUUUGUGUUUUGUAUGAACUUUUGUUUGGAGUGCAAUGGUUCUCACCUUUGGUGAACCAUUUGGUUUUGAUAUUUCAGGUUUGGUGAAGUAGAGGAUACAGUUUGGUGAAGUAGAGGAAGUCGAGAUGGACAGUAACGUAAGUCUAAUAUCUGUUACUAAAUUCUAAUAUCUAAUAUCUGUGUAUAAACCUGUUACUAAAUUCUAAUAUCUGUUACUAAAUUCUUUGUGUAUUUGCAGAGCAUAUUAAGACUUUUAAUUGAGGAUGAUGAGUUAGAUUUGUUAUUUGAUGAGAAUCAGUACAUGUGUGCUCUUUUGGAGGAGAUGUGUGGAGCAACAGAAGCUGAUGCUGAUAGGCAAUUAGUCAGGACAAACCGAGGUGAAGGUUGGCGACGUGUGCAACGUUUUAUGAACGGGUCUGAGGUACAAUGCUAUGAGAUUCUACGCAUGAACCAUGAAACAUUUAAGAGUUUGUGUAAGGUGCUAUCAGAAAAGUAUGGGUUAAAGGAGACUCACAAUGUUUACGUUGAGGAGAGUGUUGCAAUGUUCUUAGAGACGGUCGGACAAGACGCAACUGUACGGGCUAUAUCAGAGCAUUAUCAGCAUUCAACUGACACUGUGAAAAAGAAGUUAGAACAUGUAUUAAGUUCUCUCUUGAAGCUUGGUGUUUGUUCAAAUCCUAUAGUUCUUAUUAAUAUGAACAGAACACCAACGUUAUUAUGGGAUUUGAUAAAGAGUGGCCUUGUUCUUAUUAAUAUGGUGUUUGUUGUUGUAGGCGCCUUGUUCUAGAA
Brassica napus (rape) is the source of this 3374-nucleotide messenger RNA. RefSeq lists its product as uncharacterized. Lineage: Eukaryota; Viridiplantae; Streptophyta; Magnoliopsida; Brassicales; Brassicaceae. Bases 1806 to 2384 code for a protein of 192 amino acids. The record is from RefSeq and is a predicted model, not a curated record. The transcript is spliced from 2 exons.